AUGCCCAAGUACACCAGCAAGAACUUCGUCGUCGCAAAGAACGAGUCUUCGGGCGUUCCUCUUUUGGAACGUAUUCAACUUUCUCCCAAAAAUGAACGUAAAUUCAAAAACAUCGGAAAACCUGCAAAACGGUACCAACCGUACGCCAACAAGCCCAUCGCCCACAAGCCGCUCGCACUCGAACGUCGCCUCGAGUUACUCGACGAGGCGAAGGAAGAAGCCCAACGACGUCAGCAAGCUGCUGACGAUCUACUCAAACAACGACGCACGGAAGCCAAGAAAAUUGGUACGCAUCGAGCCUAUGAUGACCUAAAGGGGAUCCUUCGCCGUUGCGAGGAACUCCUCCCCACUCUCGUCGCCGUAAAUAAGCGGUUCUUCGCAACGCACGACCAUUUGGUUGAUGCGGAGGAGCUCACUAAGGCUGGGAAAGGGUCACUUGCUGUCGAGCAGGUGCAUGAAUUGCUGAAGCUCUUAGACGGGCUUAGCUACAUCAAGGAGGUCGUCGAAGACAAAGAGCUCGACAUCGUCGAAUGGGGCAAUACGGAGUGGAGGCGGAUCAGCGGGCUUUGCAGGCGGUUGAAAAAGGUACACACAGAAGGCACAGACUUUUAUGACAUUUGUAAAGCACUGUUAGACGGGAACUACACCAUACCGGUGCGAUUCAAAGCUUACAGUAAAGAGGCAGAUGAUUUUGUCUGGUACAAUGGUGUAUAA
This is a messenger RNA of Phanerochaete carnosa HHB-10118-sp, 714 nucleotides long. RefSeq lists its product as uncharacterized. The transcript is spliced from 2 exons. Lineage: Eukaryota; Fungi; Basidiomycota; Agaricomycetes; Polyporales; Phanerochaetaceae. The coding region runs from base 1 to 714 and encodes 237 amino acids. The record is from RefSeq and is a predicted model, not a curated record.